Tripterygium wilfordii is the source of this 1642-nucleotide messenger RNA. Its product is annotated as trihelix transcription factor ASR3-like. The coding region runs from base 180 to 1244 and encodes 354 amino acids. The record is from RefSeq and is a predicted model, not a curated record. The transcript has 3 exons. Lineage: Eukaryota; Viridiplantae; Streptophyta; Magnoliopsida; Celastrales; Celastraceae.
AUACCCAUACAGUAAAAAAACCCAACUCUCCCUUCACGAAAAGCCCACAAAUCCCCGUCCCUUACCUCUUCUCUUCCUUCUAAACGGCGUAACGAGGCUCCUCCUCAAAACGCCGUUACUUUUCCUCCACCCCGUUAAGUCACGUGCCUUGCCACAAAUUUUUUAGUCGGCUUCAAAUCAUGGAAUUAGAGCAGUUAAGCCUCGCUCCUAAUCUCGUUGACGGCGACACUGACGGCCCUAGUAACGGCAGGUCGACGACGGUCACCGACGGUGGAGAUGACGGAAGCAAGGCCCCGAGACUCCCGCGCUGGACGCGGCAAGAAAUUUUGGUCCUCAUACAGGGCAAACGAGUGGCUGAGAACCGGGUUCGGAGAGGUCGUACGGCGCGCAUGGGGCUCGGGUCGGGCGUUGUGGAGCCCAAGUGGGCAUCUGUCUCGUCGUACUGUAAGCUACACGGGGUAAACCGGGGUCCGGUUCAGUGCCGGAAGAGGUGGAGCAAUUUGGCCGGUGACUUCAAGAAGAUUAAGGAGUGGGAGACUCACAUAAGGGAGGAAACGGAGUCGUUUUGGGUGAUGAGGAACGAUUUGAGAAGAGAGAGGAGGCUUCCAGGGUUUUUCGACAGGGAGGUUUACGAUAUUUUAGACGGAACGUCGACCGGAGGUCCCACGGGGCUCGCGUUGGCGUUGGCACCGCCACAGGUAGGGGCUUCCGGUGAUGUGGACGAGCCGGAUGCAGAGGCGGAACACGUCUUUGAUAGCGGGAGGAGCGCCGCCGCAGAGGACGGCCUGUUUUCCGACUUCGAACAUGACGAUGCGGCGAUAACACCGGAAAAGCAGACACCGCCGAAGGAUGUUCCACCGAUUACCAUUGCAGUGGCAGCUCCGGCGCCGAUUUCUGAGAAGCAGUACCAACCAGAUCCUCCACCGCCACCACCACCAGGGUUUCAAGCUCCAGAUGCAGCCAAUGUGAAACAACCAGCGUCGAACCCGGAGAUGGGAUCUACUUCUCAGGAGGGACGGAAAAGGAGACGAGUUGUGACAGAUGUGGAUGAGGAAACAACUAAUCUCCAGAAUCAGUUGAUUGAUGUCUUGGAAAGGAACGGCAAAAUGUUAAGGGCGCAACUUGAAGUUCAGAAUACCAAUUGCCAGUUGGAUCGGGAGCAGCGCAAAGUCCACGCUGAUGGCCUAGUUUCCGUUCUUAACAAGCUUGCAGAUGCCCUAGGAAGAAUUGCUGAUAAAUUAUAGAGAAGUGCGAUCAGAAUACUGUAUAUAGGAAAAGUUCUUUCCAAGCCCUAUAGAUGAUAGCCGAGGCUGAAGAAUCGGUGGAUUGAAUGGUUUUCCAGGCCCUAUAGAAGAUAGUCGAGGCUGAAGAAUUGGUGGAUUGAAUUACUUCCAGGACGGGAUUCUGUUUCGCAUUUGAUUUUCCUUUAUCAGUAUACCUUCUCUGCUCUUUAUAUCUUAUUUUUUCCAUACACAGAUAAUAAUAUUACAGUUCAUACCAAUUUUCUGCAAUUAUUCUUAGAAUUAUCAGGUUUAUAUGGAAUUAUGGAUAGAUAUCUUACUCCAUCAAUUCUAGUGGAUUGAUUUUGUUGAUACUGCAAUGGAUAUUCGGUCGGAAUUUCAAUUUAAGUUAGCCUAUUGUA